AUGGAGUCCACUGCGUCUCUGCAUAAUCUCCCACGGAUUUCUUUUGCCGACAUCGCCCGGAUCAUUGAUGAGGUGUCGGUUGCAAAACGACUGAAAGCUGAGAAGGGUUACAAACUCUUUCACGAGGGGUAUCUCUUCAAUUACGAGGUAUGUCUGUGCUUUGGAAUACAGAUAACCUUUCAUGCCACCCAGGUUCCUGCAGAGGUACAGAUGACAUCAUGCACCUGUGUUGCAGGGAAGGCUCUUUGCAAUCACCUUAUUGCAUUGCUUUAUCAAAGUGCCCAUUAUAGCACCAUGGGCUUUAAAACAGUUCCUCUUCCUGUAGCCUGCACCAGCACCUUGCAAACUUGGCACAGGCCAAGAACUCAGGGAAUACAGCCAGAAUCAACAGGUGACAUGGAAGUUCGGAAGCCGAAGUCCACCAGCAGAACAGGUGUGAAGUCAACACUUUAUCAAGCAUAUCCAGGUCCCUUUCCUGACCCUCAUGUUUUGGAACUCGCAGAGAAGCUUAGAAACAUGCGCCCACAACCUGGAAUAUGCAAGUCACUUCUAAAUCGUGAUGAAGAGCUGCUUAUGGUUGAUUCCAGAUUUGGUUCUGUGCCAUAUGGCUCAGUUUUGUCCUAUCAGUGCCCACCUGAAAGUAACAGCGAAUUAAUCAAACACCCACAUGCCCCAGAAUAUCCUAAACUGCCCAUUGAUAAUUACAGAUUUCAAUCUCAAUUUGACUUUACACCCAACUACAAACAGAAAUGUCACCUGGAAAGCUUGCAAGUGACUGCCUCACAAACAGCCAUAAUUGAAGAAAAUACAAGGAAGCAGUCUACCUCACAGCUUUGGUUCCAAGUGCGCCGGCCCCGUGUCACAGCAAGCAGAUUUCGUGAGGUGUGCCACGUCUGCGGAAAAUCUUCUACUCAAGCCCUGGCAACAAGAAUCCUUAAAGGUACACCCCAAACCAGGGACAUGAGAAGAGGACAGGAACUGGAGUCUGAGGUGUUAAAACAGUACUCUGAAUCAUGCAAUGUCUCAGUACUGCCAUGUGGAGUCAUCAUCCAUCCAGAUGCUCCACACCUAGGAGCAAGCCCAGAUGCAAGGGUUUAUGACCCUACAGCAUCACCACCAUUUGGACUGGCAGAGGUGAAGUGCUGCAACGUGGCAUCAGUCCUGGAGGUUAAACACCUUAAAGUAGUUGGUGGUGAAGCUACACUGAAAGCCACUCACAAAUACUACUGGCAGGUACAGGGGCAGCUUGCCAUUACUGGUCUCGAAUGGUGUGACAUCAUCACAGAUACCCACUCUGAUGUCACCAUUCAGAGGAUCUGGUGGGACCAAGGACUAAUAGAAUCCAUGAGAGAGAAGCUGGAUGCAUUUUAUCAUCAUGUAUACAUGGAUGUCUACCUAAGCUUGAAAUAGAAAAGACAGAUUGAAUAUUUAUAGACAGUAAAUUAAGAUUUGUAUAAAUAGUUCUCGAUUCUGUUUGUUGUUGCUGUAUUAUAUUGUUUUGUUUGUUUAAAUAUUGAAUUCUCUUAUUUCUGUUUGAAUUUUGCCUUAAAAAAUGUACGUACAUAAACCA
This is a messenger RNA of Trichomycterus rosablanca, 1570 nucleotides long. RefSeq lists its product as uncharacterized. The coding region runs from base 1 to 1410 and encodes 469 amino acids. NCBI's taxonomy places the organism in Eukaryota, Metazoa, Chordata, Actinopteri, Siluriformes, Trichomycteridae. The transcript has 4 exons. Gene Ontology annotation, molecular function: zinc ion binding. The record is from RefSeq and is a predicted model, not a curated record.